GGGAACAAGAAAUAGAUCUCCCCCACUCACCAAUUCAUCAUGGAGAUAUUGAGCUCUCAGAAACGAAUGCUUGAACACAUGAUGAAGGUGGCAAGCUCAAUGAACAUUUCACUUCUCAUACUAAAAAACAACUUGAAGAAUACACACUGAACCAUGUGAAGCUGCAUACUCAGAUUCCUGAUCAUCCCCCUUAUUCAUUUGUACUUGUCUUUAUUAUCAUCAUUUUUCUAUAAAAUGAAUUCUCUUUACCAUAUCUUGUCCAUUUCAAUGUGUAGAUGAAACAAAGGGCAAUCGAGGAGUUGAAUCAAACUAAAGGAUCAAAAACUUUGUGAUAUAGGUGAAAUUGUUAUUACUAAUGAUGUCGACUAUGCGUUUGAGCAAGGUGAUUCUUCUUUAUAAACAAGGAUCAAGGUAGGAAACAAAUUAAUUGUUAUGUUAUGAUUAAUUUUUUUCUUGUUCUAAUUUGUUCAUCAGCUAUGCAACAUUCCCUGAGUUGUGCAUAUGAUAUUUUUAUUGACAUUAGGGUAUUAGCCAGGAUUUACUUGUUUUCUAGAAGAUUUAGGCAACAGAAGAGUUAGUAGAGUCCUGGGGAUUUGAUGAAUUAUAUUGAACCCAAUACCCAAUUCCAUUAUGCACAGUAUUAAGCUUAAUUAGGUGUAGAUACAUGGCUUUAUGUUUAUGUUCAUGUUUUCCCCUUUCCUAGUGCAGGGUUUCAACUGGUCAUAUCUUGUGUUUUUUUUAUUUUUUUUAUUUUUUUAUUUUUUAACACACAUCUCCAUUUGGGAUCAUGAUUUGAGUUAUAAAUGUGAAUUGGGGCUUUUGGGGGGAUCUCUUUGUGUGGCGGAUAACAUAUGGAUCAUGAGAAAAUAAGAUGAGGUGAUAAAGACAACAAAAUCUUGGAUUAAAUUCAUCAGAAUCUCAAGAAGCUGGGAAAUAAGAAUCCAUAGUGCAGUGAGUCCCAUGUGUUUCACUGAAAAUGGUCAAGUCUUGACAAAUGAAUAUGGCACUCGGUUUUAUAUAUGCAAUUCCAUAUGUAGAGAGCUUGGUGUCAACUUACUUAGUGCAACUUAUUGUUUUGAAUUGGAAAAAUAGGCAUUUUAUUUAUUUUGCUGCUCUUAGUUACAUGACAAUGUUGUAUGCUGAGCUUCUUCAAUGAACUUCUUCCAAGUAUUUUGUAUUCAUGAAUUUUACUUGUUAAAUUGUAGAACAGAAUUCCUCUUUUUUUUUUUUUUUUUCUUUUGAAUGCUUCAUUUUCAAAUAAAUAUAACUAGGACAUGAAAGCCACUUAUUUAACUACUAGUGGCAACUCUAAACAUAUUACAUUACUGGAAACAAGUGUACUUAGCUUAGUUUACAGAUGCAGAGAGGUGACAACAUCAUCAGAAUCCGAACAACCCUCGGGUUUGAUCGAAGAAACUUCUGAAUUAGGCAUCUUUAUGGGCAAAAGACUCAUCAAAACUGGUGUGUUCAUACUGUCCAUGGACGACUGCUUGCUUUGUGAAUCAGAAUCAGACCAGAGG
Messenger RNA from Rubroshorea leprosula, 1520 nucleotides. The record is from the annotation of a GenBank genome assembly. Lineage: Eukaryota; Viridiplantae; Streptophyta; Magnoliopsida; Malvales; Dipterocarpaceae.